Lactuca sativa (garden lettuce) is the source of this 698-nucleotide messenger RNA. RefSeq lists its product as uncharacterized. Lineage: Eukaryota; Viridiplantae; Streptophyta; Magnoliopsida; Asterales; Asteraceae. The record is from RefSeq and is a predicted model, not a curated record.
AUGGCGGAUGAGAGUAAAGACACUGCUAUUACUACAGCGAUCAUGGAAUCAUCGUCAAAAACAUUUCUCUACCCACUUCACGAAAUCGCCAUGACUCCAACCCACAAGCUUCUGUUAAAGCAAUGGCUUAAAGAAGAAGAACUGAUCCUGAAUCGAAUCGCUCUCAAAGAAUAUUACUCCGAUUCUUCCUCCAAGCGCAGGAAAAGCCUCGACAUAUAUUCACCAAAUCACACAUAUAGUGGAAUCCUUCGUUUCUACUUAAGGGGGUCUGCAUCUGGAUCAUGCAACCGAUCAUGGAUCCUAUCUCUCUGUUCGCUCCUCUGUUCUCUGGGAUUAAUCUGGGCUGUUCGUUACAAGACAGACACAAAAUCGCAUCUGGAGAAAUUACUGGAGAGGGAGAAAGAAGAUGGGAAGUUAUUGGGGAAGUUUGUGGAGGAAUUGAAGAAGAAAGGUUUGGAGUUUGAUUUGUUGAAGGAAGUUGAUGCACUUCGAAGGGCUAAAACUUUGAGGGUUGAAGGUAAAGCAGUGAAGAAAUGGUCAACGAAAGACUCUGUUACUCUGUUUUUCUUCACUGUUUCUUGUUUGGUUCUUGCUCUUACUAGGGUCAUUCUCUGCAAUUGAUCCAAAAUGGUGAUAUGGGUUUUAAUUUUUUUGAUUACUUAAGUGGGAUUUGGGUUUCUGGUUCGACAUUGCAUAAG